Molecule: messenger RNA, 5532 nt
Organism: Monodelphis domestica (gray short-tailed opossum)
Lineage: Eukaryota; Metazoa; Chordata; Mammalia; Didelphimorphia; Didelphidae
Gene: SLF2
Product: SMC5/6 complex localization factor 2
Biological process (GO): positive regulation of double-strand break repair; protein localization to site of double-strand break; DNA damage response
Cellular component (GO): site of double-strand break; nucleus
Source: RefSeq, a predicted model, not a curated record
AAAGCCCGCCCCCUUGUUGUGGCUCGGUUCCUUUCGCCAGUCCUCGCGCCAUUCUUGAAGAGGUAACCGUAGGGGAGUGGGAGGGGUAGUGGAGUCCCCUACAAACGCGCCAACUGCCGCCGGGAGUUCCCCCAGCCGGACUGUGUCCCCCAACCCGGGCCUCCCAGCCUCGCAACGGGGACAUGAAGCUGUCUGGCGUGUCUGCUAAGCGCUGUCUCGACUCGCCCCCUUUCCUGCUGUCGCGCUGCCCCCCGACCCCUGAUGCGGCCAGCCCUGUUUCGGGGAGACUUGAGGAGAGCCGCGGAGACCGGAAUCAAUCAAUUACAGAUUUCUUCAAACCAAUUCCAAAGCAAGAUAGACUUGUGUUGAACUCUGCACAAAGGACAAAUCUUAAAUACAGAAGAGAUAUAUUAUUGGACAAUAGUAUAGGACAAUUUGAAAGAAAAACAUCCUCACCAAAAAAUAUGUGUAAAAAGAUGCCAGUCACACCACGGAAUAAGAGUCCCAUUUCAAAGACUUUGAUGGGAGAAUUUAAAGAGGAGGAAAGCCGAAGAGAUACCCUUGAGAGAAAUCAGUCUCCAGGGACUGGCAAAUCUUUUAUGUCUACUUCACAUCAUUGCUUGUCAAGGAAUGAAAUGAAGGACCCAAGGAAGCAAGAAAAAUCUCCAAUUAAAAUGUCAUCACAUAAUCAUGAAAACAUUAAGGAGAAGGCUAAGCGCACAGAUAAAAGGAAGAAAAUUGCGGAUGCCAAAAUCUUGGUUUCAUCACUAAACCCUGAAAUUUUGAAAAACAGUUCCAGCAAAAUUGGCAGUGAAAAUGACAUGUCCAGGUGCCAUUGUGUGAAAAAGCAAAAGGAUCCAGAAAAUGGACUUUGCUCAAGAAAAAGAUUCCGUUCUGAUUCACUGGAAGCUGCUUCAGGUGCUGGAUCUUCUGGGUUCUCAAAUGCUAAAACUUGCAUUAUUUCUUCUACAAGAAAGAGAGAGGUCACUUUACCUAAAGCACCUAUUGAGUGUUCUCUUGUGUCAACCAGGAUCAAGAAACAAAAAAAGAAGAAUUUCAAGGAUGUUGCCAAUACAUCUUCAGUUAAAAUAUCUAAGAAAUCUUUGCCUUUUCAAAAGAGUAUUACUAAGGCUCCUCCAGCUGUACUUGGAGAUGUUGAUUUGCCUAGCCCAAGCAUUUCAAGACUUUCAUGUAAAAAGUUAGGAAACUCCAGUUCCACUAGUGGAAUAUCAAGAAAAAAACCAAAAGUCUUUUUUGAUAGUGAUGAGGAAAAUUUUGAUUGCAACCUGGAAAGUGAUGAGGAAGAGGUAGCAUUAAAGCCACUGCAAGAAAUCAUGUCUUUGAAUUCCAGUCAGCCUGCAACUCCAGAAAAACCUUUUGUGCUUUCAGGAAAACCUAGAGCAUUAUCAUCAAACAUUUCAGUAAGUCUUCGUUACCAGCUUUAUGAGAACAGUUUGGAGCGCCUAGCAAAGGAGAACGAAGAUCAUUCAAGGUCAGAUGAAUGGGAAAAAGAACUAAAGGAAGAUUUAGUGAAAGGUCAGGGAAUAAAAUCCCUAAUUGAGUCAGAAGACGCAGAUGACAGUGGAGAACUCCAAGAAGAGCAUAAGGAGCUUUUAAGGAAAUUCUUCAUUGCUCUUGAUGCUAUUCCUGAUUGCCAUCCCGGUGAAGAAAUAUUUCACUUUUUCAAUUAUGGAAAAAUUUUCAAUCAAUAUACAUUGGACUUAAGGGAUUGUAAUUUUGUUCCAAAGAAUGCUAUUGAAGAUCUUAUUCUUAAGUCAGGAAGAACACAGCAAAUUUUUUUAACAACACAAGGUUAUCUCAGCACUGCUUAUCACUACAUCCAGUGUCCAAUACCUGUGUUAAAGUGGCUGUUUCAGAUGAUAUCUGUUCAUACAGACUACAUUGUUUCUAUACAACUUUUGAAUACAUUGAUAGACAUAACAAUUAGAAAUGAUGCCACUAGUGGCCCAUCAGCUUGUCCUUGGAUCCCAUCACUAUCUGAUAUAGCAUCUGUGUUUGUCAACAUGGGAGUUAGUUUUAAGUGUUUAUUUCCUAUACGGAAUCUUCAGCCUGACUUUAAUGAGGAUAUUUUUAAUUCAGAGGUACAAAGUAUAUCUGAAGAAAGAGCAAGUGAAGAUUCUAUAGAAGAUGCUGUUGUUUCAUGUCUUCCAGAAACUAACAUUUUAAAUGUAGUUAAGUUCAUAGGCUUGUGUACAGCUAUAUACCCAGAAGGUUACACAGAUAAAGAAAUAAUCUUGCUGCUUUUAAUGUUCUUGAAAAUGAGUUUGGAAAAGCACCUGAAGCAGAUUGCACUUGUGGACUUUCAGAGUCUCCUGAUAAACCUAUUGAGAAACUUUAGAGAUUGGGACACAAAGAUGCCUGAACUUUGCAUGGCUAUAAGUGAGUUGUCCUCUCAUCAUCACAACCUUCUGUGGUUGGUACAGUUUGUCCCUAACUGGACAUCACGUGGAAGGCAGGUGAGACAGCAUCUCAGCCUACUGAUUAUUGCUAAAUUUCUGGAUAAGAAACCUGAAGAUAUACCCAGUGCCAGUGAUAUGCAGAUGUCUCUCCUUUGUCAGUACCUCGUACAAAUGAAGCCUUCUGAUUUGCUAAGGAAAAUGAAAGCAAAGAAAGAUGGUGAACAGCAGAAUAACCCUACCAAAGAUUGUUCAAGUCUAGACCUCGAGCAACAAGUAUAUUACCUGACCUAUGUGCUCCUUCACUUAGUCAGCGAAGUUAGUUCCUAUUCUUUUCCUUUUCAAAGAAGGAAAUAUUUGCUGCAGCUCUGUCGUUAUCUGGAAAAGCACAUAAGGUGUUGUAUCAGAGAAGAUGCAAGAUUUUUUCAUAGGACAAAGGUAAUAGAUUUAGUUGCUAUAAUACAUGGAAAAUGGCAAGAAAUGAUCCAAAAUUCUCUGCCUACUCAGGGAAAACUGCAUGACUUCUGGGUACCGGAUUCUUAAUUGGAAUAGCUAAAAUGUCGACCCAGGAGAAAUUAAACAGGACAAGAGACUUUCCUGAAAAUAAAUAGAAAAUGUAGACAGACUUACAUAGAAACAUUUCUGCGAGGGAACAGACAAGAAAUAUGCCAUUUGAAUACAGACUCUACAAGACCAUGUGUAAAACAUCAACCUUGAAUGGGAUUGUCUGAUCUUUUUACAGGUGAUACUAAAACCAUAACUUAGUUUCUGUUUUAGAAACAGAACACACGUCUGAUAAUACAGUGUAUUGUUUAUGAAUGUACUUUUAAAAAAAACUCAUCAGAUCACUGAUUUAUCCUGUCCUCACAAAUUACCCAAAGUCCUGAAUUGUCGAUGCUAAGAAUUUGGAUAUAUUUGCCAAGAUCAUGCCUGUUGCUAUCCCUUUUCCAGAUCUCUGGAUUGUAACUACUUACAAGGUGUGUGAGCAUGAGAACAAUUCACUGCACUUGAAAAUUGCAGGCUGCUCUUAAUGUUUAUAACACUGGGGUGCUAGCCUUUGGUUUAAAAGAUAUGUUUCUAUUAAUGUCCUGGUGAACCAAAGGACCUUUGAUAAUAACAAAAUUUUUGACAACUCUUAGUAGUUUAAUUAAAAGAGGUUUUUUAAGACCUUCAGUUUCUAUUUACAAUUACUUUCUAAAACUGAAUGCCAACUAGAUAUUUGGUUAUACAUAAUUGGGUUAUGCAACUCUGUACUGUAUGACUCUGAUGAGACAAUAAUCCAAACAGAAAAUCUAGGAAACCACUUUUCUUUCUUUACAAAGAUUAAAAAAAAAUACUUCGUUCCUACAAAUGAAGGCAUGGAAGAGAACAUUUUCUGUGAGUAUUACCAUUGAAAAAUAAGGUGGUUUAAGUAACUUCAGCCUCUUUUGAGUAUUGGUACAGUGAACAUUAUUGUACCACAGAUCAAGUUUAGCCUUCUUUGUAGAAUGGGAUUUUGCAUUUUCACCCAAGAAUCCCCUCUCUCUCUCUCUCUCUCCCUCUCCCUCUCCCUCUCUCUGUCUCUGUCUCUCUAUCUCUCUGUCUCUCUGUCUCUCCCUCUCUCUCUCUCUCUCUCUCUCUCUCUCUCUCUCUCUCUCUCUCUCUCUCUCUCUCUCCCUCUCUCUCUCUCUCUCUCUCCCUCUCUCUCUCUCUCUCUCUCUCUCCUCUCUCUCUCUCUCUCUCUCUCUCUCUCUCUCUCUCUCUCUCUCUCUCUCUCUCUCUCACACACACACACACUCUCACACUGUUAUUAAAUCUUCAAGAUUUUGUUACAAAAUGUCCAUCUUUGGUGUAAAAAAUAAAAAGAUUUUAUUUGGAUUUGUGCCAAGGCUCCACUGAUGCUAGACAUAUAUCAAAAUACAAAGACUUCCAUUAAGUAUAAUGCUCUUUUGAUAAGUUAUGUGUAAUUUUACAAGUGUUCAUAUUUUCCUUAUUCACCAUUGUGUAAAGUGUACAUAUUCCUCAGUAAAAAGUAUAUGUCUUUGAUUUUGUGUAAUUAGAGCAUGUAAAUAUUUUCUUAUCAUGUGCACUGAAAGGAUUUGAUGGGAUUGCUUAGGGAAGGAAGGAUGGAUUUUUUAGGUAUUUGAUUUUUUUAAAUUAGCCCUUUUGUACUGCAGUUUCAAGCACAUAAGUUGUUAGACCUAUGGCUUUUUAACCACUUUGGACAACUUUUAUUUAAUGAUUCUCAUAAAAAUAAAUUAUUUUAAACUUUUAACUUCUGUAGCAGAAGGGAUUAUUACAUAUAGCAUUAAAAAAAAAACAGGGUUAAAUAACUAAAAGCCACUAUUCUAAAAUAGGCAAUUCAACUUCAGUGUCUAGAUCAUAAGAUUCAAUUAGUGUACAUGAAAGACCCCCUCCAUUGCUGAAAGUUUCAGGACCUGUUUUAGUACACUGAGUCUUACUUUGCCAGCCAGAUGAUAUGUCAGGCAUCAUUUAUUAAGCACUUACCAUAUAUGUGCCCAGCAGUGUACUGGGUGUUGGGGAUUUAAACAGAGUUACAGAGUAGCCCUCUGUACUCAAGAAGCACGCCUUAUAAUGGGGGAAUCUGCAUGUAGAUAUCUUGAGAUAAUAAAUGUAAUACAAUGGGAGAGACCUCAGAGGCCAUCUGGUCCAACUCCCUCAUUUGUCAGAGGAGGAAACUGAAUCCUAGGGAGAAGACAGCAGAUCACCCAAGGUCACACAGGCCCAGGAGCUGAGCCCAAGUUUUUUGGACUUCUGAAUCAGGGUUCUUUGCACUGCACUGCCUGCUUCUCACCUUCUUGAGACCACAAGUUUUGCCUGAGUGUACUCCUGAGAUGGAUUUGCAAAGAAUCAAAAUUUGCCAGAAGUGUAGAGCGAAUGUAAUAGUGGUACUAGAACACUUAGCUCCUGACUUUGAGGAUUGUUUCCAAAGGAAAGCCUCCCAAAGAAGCACUGUCAUAAAACCUGCAGCUUCGUUAGGCUUUGCAAAGUUUUCACCAGUUAGUGUUGUUUGGUAAAAUUAAGUGUUCUAGAAACUAUAAACUAUCUAAUUUUCUGUCUACUCAUUGUCUGUAUUGCAAGCAGAAAUUGAAUAAAUGUUUUUGCAUUUAAGUAA